Messenger RNA from Candidula unifasciata, 1732 nucleotides. The record is from the annotation of a GenBank genome assembly. NCBI's taxonomy places the organism in Eukaryota, Metazoa, Mollusca, Gastropoda, Stylommatophora, Geomitridae.
AUGUCGAUGAAAGACAAGAAAGUCAAAAGUGUUGUAGAAUCAGAUGACGAAAAUGAACAAGGAGCAUGUGGUGUUAGUAACGAUCCCAGACGGUUCUCCUUGGCUGUACCCGAACCGAGUUCUGGUAGUCUACUAGACGAUAGUGUGGACAAUCUCAGUAUGGAGGUACAUUUAGGAGGGGAUAAUUCCCGUCACCCAAGUGAAAUAAGCUCUGUGUCCUAUCAGAAUCUUUUGGACGAUGGGGAACCAUCUGGGAGUAUUAUUUCUCGCCGAGGUAGUGAUGAUAGUUUGGAUUCGUAUCCUCCAGAUUUUCCUGAUGCUGAACUUCCACCAGACGACCUGGAGACAUUUGAAGCAAGUGAUCUUCCUUUGUCAGAACACUUUCCUAUGGGAGCCAUACAAGGAGACGACCAUAGAGAAAAGUCUCGAGGAGACAGAAGCAUUUAUGUUUCAGAUAGCUCCUCAAAUACAUCUCAUCCAAAUGUCAGAUUGAAAGACCAGUCAGCCUCAGAGUCUUUAGAGAAUAUGAAAAGGCAGGAAAAGAAUGCAAGUGAGCCAGGCAUAGAUUCAGAGGUGGGCAGUGCAAAACGAAGCAGUUUUGAAAUCAGAAACAACAUUCCUCUGGUUGGUGAAGUGAAAGACUAUGAGAAGGAACUUAAUGUUGAUUUCAGUAGAGUCCAGGGACACAGAUCAACAGUGAUUGGUCUGAAGCAGUCUCCUGGUGCAGCCAGACGAGUGGAAAUUGAUAGUCAAGUGGACAGAGACGCCUCAGGAAUUGAAAUUGCUAGUAAGCAGUGUGAAAUUAUUUCUUCUCUUGCCACUCAACAACAUCCUGGCAAGCUGAGACCCAAGAAGGUUUCCAGUAGAACAAAAGAGAAUGUCAUCGAGGUUAUAACUCCCAUUCCCAGAAAUAUGAACAUUGAGAACGAGUAUGACUACGUCAAGUAUGCUCGUGUUCAACAGGGUAACUCAUACGUCGGUAUGCGGUUAGCUUAUUCUAGUUCUAGUGAUUCUUUGAGCAUAAAGCAAGGUGUCUACUCGGAAGACAACUCAAGGGAGCCAUCUCCAGAGAAGAAUUUACAGCAGAAGAUUCAUUCAGAUGACGGGAGUCAAGAAAAGGUGUGUGAGGAAUCAUUAAUGGAGAUCCCACUUAAUAGCAGUGACUAUCCCGAAGACAAGAAGGCGUUCACUCUGUCUCCAGAAAACACGGAGUGUGACAGUGUUGAAGUUGAAAGUGUAACAUCUGAGGGUGAUAAUUCAACACCCGGGUUUCCUACGUUAGAGGAUGGAUUAUCCAGCAGUCAAGCCAGCGAUAUUGAUGAAGCGGUGGCAGGAGCUUGCAGUGAUAAUUCCCCUUCAAAAUUGGCUAAAUCUAAACAGAAAGCAGCUGGUGAUUCAGAUGCAUCAAAAAAAGAUGAGGACUGCAGACCAAAAGAAAUGGAUGCUCAAGCUAUAAUGCAUGAUUUGAAAAUGAAACGCGAAGCCUUAGACAUGGCCAUUGCUGACAUAAAAUCUGCAAUACAACGUAGUAAGAGCAUGUCAUUGGAAAGUUCCUACUCCAGCCAGGCAGAACCAGAGGCCAGUCAGCCGGUGUGGGUCAAAAGAGUGAACAAAGAGACCACAGCAAACCAGGCUAAACACAGGCAAGAAGAAAUGCGUAGAGUGCGUGAAGAAAUUGAACGACAGCAAGAAGAACUGUCCACCUCCCAAGGGAAACCUCACCCAGAGAAAG